AAAACAGUUGACGUUGGUUAAAUUUGACAGAUGACAGAUGCUGGGAGAUGUCAACUUGAUGUUUUGAUCAUAUUAAUUUUUUCAGUCAUUGUAGAUUUAAUUUGAUAAGAAUGAAAUUUUGAUUCCACCUUUCUUGUACUACUCAACCUUCCAAGAUGAUGCAACAAUACAUGAAAGAGCUUGAACAGGAACCUUUUGAUCCUGAAGAGUUCGUGGAGCGACUCGCCUGGAGAAUCAUCGACAGUAGCAGGGAAGAAGGAAACUCUGCCUUUGAUCCAGUACUCAUGAAUGACACUUUUCUACAAGCGAUCAAAGAUCUACAACUGCUUCAGGAAAGACAGCAUAAAAAAUGUGAGCGUUUGGAAGCUGUGGUUAGAGAGGAGGAGAUAAAUCACUGGCAAGAUAUAUCCCUACUCCAGGAAAAAAAUAAGUCGGCCGUUCAAAUGUUUCAAGAGUUGGAUGAGAGAAUUAACUAUGUUGCCACGAAAGUCAUUCAUCUGGGCGACCAAUUGGAAAGUGUCAACACACCUAGAUCGAGGGCGGUUGAAGCUCAGAAACUGAUGAAUCAUUUCACUGAAUUUCUCAAUCCGGGGCCCCUGCUCGAUGAUGCCUUUUCAGACAAAAGUCAGAUUGAUGAAGCUGCUGAUGUCAUUCAGAAGUUGUAUCUGAUUUCUCAGGAACUACCAUCUGGAAAAUUUGAUGAACCAAAGAAAAAGAUAGCUGCCAAGUAUGAUGAAAUAGAACGUGCUUUGAUAGAAGAAUUUGUGGAAGCUCACAAAUUUCAAAAUAUUUCUAGAAUGAAAGAAAUAGCGAAUAUUCUAUCAAAUUUUAAAAAUUACUCUCAUUGUGUCAACGCAUUCAUCGAGGAGAGCCAGGGAGCUUUUACUGGGAAAGAUGUCUUCAAUGAAGUGAUUCCACUCUGCGAGAAGAAUUUCCAAUUGAUCAAAGAAGUUUUCAGCUCUCCUGAACCUGUAAUGGAAAAAUACGUAUUAAAUAUGUAUCAGUUGAAAUUGCAGAAAUACAUCGUGAGCCAGCUUGCGGAUAAACCAGACACUGAAAAAUAUUUAAAGAAUCUCAUGGACUUAUACACUAGGACUGUACAGUUAUCAAAAGACUUGAUGCGUUUCGAUUUGGGAACUGAUGAAUCGUUCCUAUCGAGGAUGACACAGAAUAUUUUCCAAAAAUACUUUGAUGCAUACAUCAGUGUAGAAACAAAAUGCCUCAGAGAAAAAUGCGCCAGUGCCUUGCAAAAGUUUUACGACUCCAAGAGUCAUCAGAAGAAGAUAAUACAGACUGGAGGAUUCCAAGACUUGAGAAGAGAUAUACAAGCCGUGAUUGGUACUAGAGCCAAUAUAAACAUUGCUCAAAUCGAAGAUUAUGGUGGAGAAACGUUUAUUUCAGAAGAGGUGGCCAUAAACCUGCUGCAGGACACCAAGUUGGCUCUCAGUCGCUGCCUUGUGCUUUCUCAGCAAAGCGAGUUGGCCAAUAACGCAGUGCUAAUCAUGGAGGUUCUUCAACAGCAAUUGGUAGUGGAGCAUCUCGACUAUGCGAUAGAGCUGGGUUUGCAAGCAGUGCCGAUUCCGGAGUCCAAAGCUCAACAGCCGUUCAUUUACUUUUUUGACGUAGUGAGACAAACAAAUGCCAUUGUGCAUCUCAUCGAAAAGCUCUACAAUGACAGCCUUCUCCCUCUAGUUGUGUCCACGCCAAAGCAUGAUGAAUGUCUGAUGAGGAAACGACAUCUUUUAGAACAAAUUGAGAUGAACUUAGAUACUGGACUUGAUAGAUCUAUAAACGCCAUAGUAGGUUGGGUAAAGAUAUUCUUACAAGCUGAGCAGAAGAAAUCAGACUUCAAACCCGAAACUGACAUGGACACUCUUGCCUCUUCUGCUUGCUCAUCAGUGGUUCAGUAUAUGAGCUCGGUCAUAAAACGAAUCAGAGAGUGCCUUGAUGGUAAAAAUGUGGAAUUUGUAAUGAUGGAUCUUGGAACACGAUUCCAUAGGGUUAUAUUUGAUCAUCUGCAACAAUUCCAGUAUAAUUCUUCUGGUGCUAUGUGUGUGAUUUGCGAUGUGAACGAGUACCGCAAAUGUGUGAAAGAGCUUCACUGUCCGUUGGUCAACACACUGUUCGACACACUCCAUUCCCUCUGCAAUCUUCUGCUUGUCAAACCUGAGAAUUUGAAACAAGUCUGCAAUGGGGAACAACUGUUUGGCUUGGAGAGGUCCAUUCUUCUGAACUUCAUCCAGUUAAGAAGCGACUAUAAAACGCAAAAGCUUGCCAAUACCUUGAAAGGCCUUGCAGCUUGAGAGAUUCCAAGCGUAAUAUAUAUUUGAUCAUUCAUUGUAUAUAUUUCAUUUUAACUUAUUUCUGUUGAAUAUUAUAUGUAAUAUAUUAUUAAAUAUUAACAAGAAGUA
Nilaparvata lugens (brown planthopper) is the source of this 2411-nucleotide messenger RNA. It is a transcript of the gene Sec10, whose product is annotated as exocyst complex component 5. NCBI's taxonomy places the organism in Eukaryota, Metazoa, Arthropoda, Insecta, Hemiptera, Delphacidae. The record is from RefSeq and is a predicted model, not a curated record. The coding region runs from base 156 to 2303 and encodes 715 amino acids. The transcript is spliced from 17 exons. Gene Ontology annotation, biological process: Golgi to plasma membrane transport; exocytosis. Gene Ontology annotation, cellular component: cytoplasm; exocyst.